GUGUGUGGCGUCGAAUUUUCGCCGUAACUUGCUGUGUUUUCUAGCCGCUUUAUAAGAGCGGCGGCGGCCGCUCCCUGGCUCAGAGCCUCAGACCAAGAAGAGAACGCAGCGCGCGUGAGGGCGGCGGCCGAGAUCGGAGCCCACCAACCCACCGGCUCUAGCGCCGAUGGCGGAGGUGACCCUCCGCCGCUUCGAGCUCUCCGACGUGGACGCCAUGAUGGCGUGGGCGUCGGACCCGCAGGUGGCCGCCUUCUGCCGGUGGGAGCCCUACGAGUCCAGGGAGGCCCUGCUGGCGUUCCUGCGCGACACCGCGCUCCCGCACCCGUGGUUCCGCGCCGUCUGCGCCCCCGGCUCCGGCGAGGUCGUCGGCGCGGUGUCCGUGGCGCCGACGGCGGAACGGUGCCGCGGGGAGCUCGGCUACGUGCUGGCCCGCGCGCACUGGGGCAAGGGCGUGGCGACCUCGGCCGUGCGGCGCGCGCUGCGGGACGUGUUCGCGGAGGUGGAGGGGCUGCGGCGCGUGGAGGCGCUGGUGGACGUGGACAACCCGGCGUCGCAGCGCGUGGCGGAGAAGGCCGGGCUCCGACGCGAGGGCGUCCUGCGGCGGCACUACUGGCACAAGGGCCACGCCAGGGACAUGGUCAUGUACAGCUUCCUCGCCUCCGAUCCCCUCCCCGGCUGAUUCCGCAUCGGUGGUGGUGUUCGGAGGAUGAAGAUGGCUGCAAUCAGAUUUAAGUGAAGCCUGGUCCUUUCUCUUCUCAGUGACGAGUGCGUGCUGGCGUGGGUGGGCCCGACACUUUGAUUGCUCUGCCUGAAACCAGCAAUCAAGCAGAGACUGCACUAGUGAGUAGUGUGACCGAUCUGAGCAUCGGAGGCUCAGAGGAUGGACCAAGAAGAGGCGCCUGCCCAGCCGGCGGGGUCCGCGCGCGCGGACGCGGUCACGCUCCGGCCGUUCGACCUCGCCGACGUCGACGCCAUGAUGGCCUGGGCGUCGGACCCCGUCGUCACGGCGUUCAUGACGUGGGACGCCUACACGUCCCGGGACGCCCUGCUCGCGUUCAUGCGCGACGCCGUGCUGCCGCACCCCUGGUUCCGCGCCGUCUGCCUCGGCGGCAGCGAGGGGUCCCUCUCCCGCCCUGUGCCCGUGGGCGCGGUGUCCGUGACGCCGACGGACGACCGGUGCCGCGCCGAGCUCUGCGUCGUGGUGGCGCGCGCGCGCUGGGGGAAGGGCGUGGCCACGGCGGCGCUGAAGCGCGCGGUCGCCGCGGUGUUCGGCGACCUCGAGGGCGUGGAGCGCGUCGAGGCGCUCGUGGACGCCGACAACGCGGCGUCGCAGCGGGCGCUCGAGAAGGCCGGGUUCCAGCGGGAGGCCGUGCUGCGGAGCUACUGCGUGGUCAAGGGAAGGCUCAGGGACAUGGUGGUCUACAGCUUCAUCUCCACUGACCCUCUCGUAGACUGAUCUAGAAAAGGUUAUCUGCUCAUGUAAUUGUACUUAGAGAUUUCACAACAUGGUUGGAUGGCCCAAAUUCUUGCAAAAGAAACCAUAUUGCAUUGCAGCUUGCAAACCAACAAGCAUCUCAUCUAUGAAUUACAGAUUUAUUACUUC
Messenger RNA from Panicum virgatum (switchgrass), 1603 nucleotides. RefSeq lists its product as uncharacterized. The record is from RefSeq and is a predicted model, not a curated record. Lineage: Eukaryota; Viridiplantae; Streptophyta; Magnoliopsida; Poales; Poaceae. The coding region runs from base 881 to 1456 and encodes 191 amino acids. Gene Ontology annotation, molecular function: acyltransferase activity, transferring groups other than amino-acyl groups. The transcript is spliced from 2 exons.